AUGACUUAUUACACACCAGAGGAAGGUUAUCAAACUCUUUCAGAUUUGGGAGAUGACGGUCGACGUGCUUAUCGACUAACAAACAACGCUGAAUUUGUUUUUCCAAUAUUAUUAUUUCUUUCAUUAUCUUUAUCUAAUUUGGCGAUGGGAAAGGGACAUCAUUACAUAACUGGUCCAUUUCUGUAUAUGAUUUUUGAAUACAUUGAAAAUCUUGCAGAAAAAUAUGUAUUGGAAAUUUAUCCAAAUCGGCAUGAUACUGUAAUGAAAUUAGCUUGUUAUGCUGGCUUGAUAAAUACUCCACUUGAUGAUUAUGUUAAUACACCUGAUCCAACUUAUAUUUGGAAACACCUUAAAACGUCACAACAAUGGUUUAAUAAUUCAUUUUCAUCUCGAUCAAUAUGGUGGCAUUAUAUGAUUAUUACUGUACCAAAUAUUCUCAGACGUUCAAAUAAUGCUUUUGUGCGUAUCGUAGGUGGAAAUAAUAAUGAACCGUAA
Molecule: messenger RNA, 495 nt
Organism: Adineta steineri
Lineage: Eukaryota; Metazoa; Rotifera; Eurotatoria; Adinetida; Adinetidae
Source: the annotation of a GenBank genome assembly